CUGAGAAUUGUUUUGGUUUGGUUUUUUAUGGAAAGAUAAGGAUUGCGAUAAGGCCAAAGCUUUUCUGUUAAAAUCGCUGGUCUUAAACUGCUCAAACCGGGUUAUUUUUAGUUACCACCAUGAAGAACACCGGCAAACUAAAGGGCAAAACUCUGUUCAUAACGGGAGCAUCCCGUGGUAUUGGCAAGGCCAUAGCUUUGAAGGCAGCUCGCGAUGGAGCCAAUGUUGUUAUAGCAGCCAAAACGGCAGAGCCACAUCCAAAAUUGCCAGGAACCAUUUAUACGGCUGCCGAAGAAAUCGAACGUGCUGGGGGCAAAGCGUUGGCAUGCAUUGUAGAUGUGCGCGAUGAGAAGCAAGUGCAACAGGCUGUGGAUGCAGCAGUGGCCAAGUUCGGAGGCAUUGACAUUGUGGUAAAUAAUGCCAGUGCCAUUUCCAUUACUCCCACACUCGAUACGGAAAUGAAACGAUACGAUUUGAUGCAAAAUAUCAAUACAAGGGGAACAUUCUUGGUAUCAAAGUUGUGUUUGCCGUAUCUGCUCAAGAGCGAUAAUCCUCACAUUUUGAACCUUUCGCCACCAUUGAAUAUGAAGCCUCAUUGGUUUGCCAAUCACACGGCAUAUACCAUAGCUAAAUAUGGCAUGUCGAUGUGUGUUUUGGGCAUGGCAGCGGAAUUCCGGGAUCAAGGUGUGGCAGUCAAUGGUCUUUGGCCACGAACCACCAUUCAUACUGCUGCCGUGGAUAUGUUGCAUGGAUCAGAGGGAGCUCUGUACUCUCGUAAACCCGAAAUUAUGGCAGAUGCUGCCUAUGCAAUUUUCUGUCGUGAUUCAAGAGAUUAUACAGGACAUUUCUUUGUUGACGAGGAUGUAUUACUUGAUGUGGGUGUAAAGGAUUUCGCAAAAUACGCUUGUCGUCCAGAAAAUAUAGAUAAACUGGUAAUUGAUAUAUUUUUGGAUGAUGAAAGAACUGUGGCUAAGUUGUAAGAUUGAUAUUUUUCCCCCAAAUCUUUGGCACAAAUGUAAAAAUUGUUAU
Drosophila willistoni is the source of this 1029-nucleotide messenger RNA. RefSeq names its product hydroxysteroid dehydrogenase-like protein 2. NCBI's taxonomy places the organism in Eukaryota, Metazoa, Arthropoda, Insecta, Diptera, Drosophilidae. The transcript has 4 exons. The record is from RefSeq and is a predicted model, not a curated record. Gene Ontology annotation, cellular component: mitochondrion. The coding region runs from base 120 to 980 and encodes 286 amino acids.